Molecule: messenger RNA, 1185 nt
Organism: Vanessa atalanta (red admiral)
Lineage: Eukaryota; Metazoa; Arthropoda; Insecta; Lepidoptera; Nymphalidae
Product: serine hydrolase-like protein
Exons: 5
Coding region: 246-1151 (301 amino acids)
Source: RefSeq, a predicted model, not a curated record
UAUGAUAAUAAUUAACAACAGUACGUAACAAUUAUUCAAGUACGUAACAAGUUAGGAACUUCAAUUUAUAUCUGACAUUACGAGUCGGGAAGGUUAGGAAUCUUCAAAAAAUUUCAUUUUCAUAUAUUCUAAUCAUAAUAAUAAGUAUCAAAAAUAAGACAAAUCCAAAAAUAGCUGGGUAAUUUAUAAAAAAACAAAUGAGGCUACGUUUUAAAAUCAUUAAAAAUUAAAACAAGUGAAUUAAAAUGAAAGUUUUAAAUGAGUGGUUCGUUGAAGUUGAAUGGGGUAAAGUUGCAUUAAUAUCCUGGGGAAAUCCGAGAGGCCAACCGGUGCUAUUAGUGCAUGGACGCCAAGAUAGCGCGGCUACAUUUCUGCCGUUACUGGAACUGCUGUCUGAUGACUAUUACUAUGUUGCAUUCGAUAUGCCUGGACAUGGAAGAUCAGACACAUGGCCCAUAGGAAUGCCAUUGUCAAGAUCUUUAGGUAUUUUUGUCAUUGAUAAAAUAGUUAGACACUUGGGAUGGACUAAGUUUACAUAUAUUGGACAUUCCAUGGGCGCUGGACAAGGAUUGUUCUAUAACGCCAUAUAUCCAGGAAAUAUAACGAAAAUGAUCCUUCUCGACACCGACCCGGCUCUAUACUACUUGGUCAUAGAAGACUUUACAGAAUUCUAUUCGGUCUACGAUGAUUUCUAUACCAACUAUGCGAAAUAUAACAGUGAUGACCGUGUGUACACCAAGUCUGGGGCCUUGAAAGCUGUAAUGAGGGCUCGGGGGAUGACGGAGGAACAGGCUGAAAUUAUACUCUCAAGGAAUCUGAAGAAGAUUGGAGAGGGUCAAUAUAAAUUACUAUGGGACAAACGGAUGAAAAUUUUAGCACCGAUGAACUAUUCAUCGGACUAUUGUUAUAAAUUGUUCUCAAAGAAUUGUCCACCGAUCUUAUACAUCGUCGCUAGUCGAAGCUUUGCUGGCUAUCACUCAAAGGAAAAAGUCAUUGUGGAUGAACUAAUAUCGAAAUUGGAUAGAGAUGUUAAAAACUUCACAAUUUUGAAUGUAGAAGGCACUCAUGACGUACAUUUCGUGCAUCCAGAGCGCGUAAGUGAUCAUGUGCGUCGGUUUUUAGAAAGAGACGAAGUGAAAAGCAAAUUAUAAUUGAUAUAGCGUCGUCCCGCUUUCGCAUGCAAAU